Molecule: messenger RNA, 604 nt
Organism: Myotis davidii
Lineage: Eukaryota; Metazoa; Chordata; Mammalia; Chiroptera; Vespertilionidae
Product: CD97 antigen-like
Exons: 3
Coding region: 242-574 (110 amino acids)
Source: RefSeq, a predicted model, not a curated record
CAGUGGCAGGCAUUUUAUUCCCAUUCAUCAGACAGGAAGACUCAAUUUCAGACAGCUUAGGGCUCAAGGCACAUCCCAGGGGAGCUGAAGCCAAACAAUAGGUGAUUCUGUGAACUCUGUGGAGAUAACGCCCUGGGGCAGUGGCUCCUCCACCCCCACUCACACACUGUAUAAGGGCCAGGAGGCCUCAGAAGGAUGCCCAGCUGCCCAGCCUGGUGACCCGGACCACGCUGCUCAGACCAUGGGAGCUCCUCGCCUCAGCGCCUUUCACAUCCUACAGGCGCUGUGUGUCUGGCUGAUUCUGUUGGAGGAUGGACCCCAGAACACCAGGGCCUCUGCCUGUCGCCGGCCGUGCCCUGCAAACUCCAUAUGUUUCAAUGGCAAUACCUGUCGCUGUGAUCGGGGAUUCAGAUCUUCAUCUGGGAAGAUCAUCAUCAGCCACGGGGAGGCUUGUGAAGGUACAGAGGCUUGGGGUGGUGGAGGACUACAUGGAGACGGAAUGGUGGUUGGUGGCCUCAGCCUUUGUUCUCAGACCAUCAUGAAGGACAGAGAAAAGAGAAAGAAAAAGAAAUGAAGGUGGAAAAUGAGAAGUGAAUAAACAUGG